GGCCCCGCCCCCAAGACCAUAACCGGUCGCCGUCGCAGCCGCCGCGGCUAAAGCUUCCUGAGUGCUAGUGCCUGAGGCUCGAACCCGAGACCAACGCCGGGCGCGCCCCGCCUCCUGCCCGCCAUGGCUGCGCCCCGCACGCCCAGCGCCCCCCGCGCUCUGGCGGCCGCCGCGCCGGGGCCCGGAAAGACCAAACUGACUCACCCCGGGAAGGCGAUCCUGGCAGGCGGCCUGGCGGGAGGCAUCGAAAUCUGCAUCACUUACCCAACAGAAUACGUGAAGACGCAACUCCAGCUAGACGAACGCUCGCAGCCACCGCGGUACCGCGGCAUCGGAGACUGCGUGAAGCAGACUGUCCGCAGCCAUGGCGUCCUGGGCCUGUACCGCGGCCUCAGCUCCCUGCUCUACGGUUCCAUCCCCAAGGCGGCUGUCAGGUUCGGAAUGUUCGAGUUCCUUAGCAACCACAUGCGGGAUGCUCAGGGUCGGCUGGACAGCAGGAGAGGGCUGCUGUGCGGCCUGGGCGCUGGUGUGGCAGAGGCUGUCAUGGUCGUGUGUCCCAUGGAGACCAUCAAGGUAAAGUUCAUUCAUGACCAGACUUCCCCGAACCCUAAGUACCGAGGAUUCUUCCAUGGGGUUAGAGAGAUUGUUCGAGAACAAGGGCUGAGGGGGACAUACCAAGGCCUCACAGCUACAGUGCUGAAGCAGGGCUCAAACCAAGCUAUCCGCUUCUUUGUUAUGACCUCCCUACGCAACUGGUACCGAGGGGAUAAUCCCAACAAAUCUAUGAACCCUCUGGUCACGGGGGUCUUUGGUGUUAUUGCGGGUGCAGCCAGUGUCUUUGGGAACACUCCACUGGAUGUGAUCAAGACUCGGAUGCAGGGCCUGGAAUCACACAAAUACCGGAACACACUGGACUGUGGCUUGCAGAUCCUGAAAAAAGAGGGGCCCAGAGCGUUCUACAAGGGCACUGUCCCCCGCCUGGGCCGAGUCUGCCUGGAUGUGGCCAUCGUAUUUAUGAUCUACGAUGAAGUAGUGAAACUGCUCAAUAAAGUAUGGAAGACAGACUAAGCCCAGAGGGUACAGUGGGGUGCCCCAGCUCCUCCAGACUAGCCCCUUCCAUCCACUCUUAUGAUUCCAGUGAAGUAGUGCCAAAAGGUCCCUUCUUUUGUCCCUCAAGCUCCAUGGCCUGGUCUGUUCAUGGUGACUAUCAUGUGUUACAUAGUGCCGCUGUCUCCUCUGUGGUCCACAUGUGGUACCAACUGUUGUUUCUAUGUCUAGCCUGGCCAUGGCUGAGUGUCUCUCUGGCCUGUGACUCUGUGCUUAUCCAUGUGCUUACUUGUGAACCACGAGUCUGUUUCGUGUUCUAUGUCAUGUGCCCGUGUGCCCUGGUCCAUGACCCUGUAGCCAUGGUCCAGCCACAGUCCGGUGCCUUCCACCCCAACUGGCAGGGGCACCCUGCCCUGGCCUACCACAGCUGCCUCCGGGCCUCAGCCUGGCCUCACCGCAUUCCAGGGGCUACAUGCCCCCCUGCUUCUCCCACCAUUGGCCUUAAUUGGCCCUCGGGCCCUCCCUCUGCCCGGGACAGAGUGGCACACACCACUCUCAAGACCACCCUGCCAAGGAGAAUAAACCGGAUCCUGUCGCAG
Messenger RNA from Nannospalax galili (Upper Galilee mountains blind mole rat), 1646 nucleotides. It is a transcript of the gene Slc25a1, whose product is annotated as solute carrier family 25 member 1. The record is from RefSeq and is a predicted model, not a curated record. Gene Ontology annotation, biological process: mitochondrial citrate transmembrane transport. Lineage: Eukaryota; Metazoa; Chordata; Mammalia; Rodentia; Spalacidae. Bases 124 to 1068 code for a protein of 314 amino acids. The transcript has 9 exons.